Molecule: messenger RNA, 888 nt
Organism: Lathyrus oleraceus (garden pea)
Lineage: Eukaryota; Viridiplantae; Streptophyta; Magnoliopsida; Fabales; Fabaceae
Product: 60S ribosomal protein L35a-1
Exons: 5
Coding region: 197-535 (112 amino acids)
Biological process (GO): translation
Cellular component (GO): ribosome
Molecular function (GO): structural constituent of ribosome
Source: RefSeq, a predicted model, not a curated record
ACUCUAUAUAACUAUUUCAAAAGUCAAAAGCCCAACGGAUUGGAAUUGGGCCAUAAAGGAAAACCCUAACUGACCCACUCCAUUUGGUUACGUCUAUAAGAACCCUGCCACCGAAAUUACAUCACACUGCUUCCGCUUAGCCGAGCGUAGUUGAACGGAACAGAGCAGCAGCUUCGGCAUCGUCCGCCAUAUCAAAAUGGUCAAGGGAAGACAGGGAGAACGCAUUAGGCUUUAUGUCAGGGGUACAGUUCUUGGAUACAAAAGGUCUAAGUCAAAUCAGUACCCAAAUACCUCUCUUGUUCAGAUUGAGGGUGUAAAUACCAAGGAAGAAGUUGCAUGGUAUGCUGGGAAACGGUUGGCAUACAUUUACAAGGCUAAGGUUAAGAGGGAUGGGAGCCACUAUAGAUGCAUCUGGGGAAAGGUUACUAGACCUCAUGGUAACAGUGGUGUAGUCCGUGCAAAGUUCAAGUCAAAUUUGCCACCAAGAUCGAUGGGAGCUAGGGUUAGAGUGUUUAUGUAUCCAAGCAAUAUAUAAGAUCUUCUUGGCUACCGAAUUUACAAAAAUGGUUUCCAAGAUUUUAGUUGUGCAGAUAGCAAGUGAAAACCUGUCUGCUUGAGGCUUCUCUUUUAUUCAUGGAGAUGUUCUCCAAUGUAUUCGGCUCACAUUUUCAUCCCUCUUUCCUAAAUAUUUAUUUUAUAUGGAUGUAAUUUUGUUUCUUUUGCACAUAAUAGGAUAUAGGUGACAUGUUUUGUUUCUGCCUUUCACAAACCUUCCAUUUUUGGUUUGUAUUGAAGUCUCUGUUUUACAUAUUUUAGGUUCUCUACAUUUAGAUUGUUGACAUAUUUUUGUAACAAUAUUUUGUUUGGUGGUUCAUCUUUAUACUUUCA